GCGCUUCUCUCUUCACAUUCACAUCCAAAUUCGCCCACGUAUAAAUUUCUUGUUCGUUGUCCCCCUCCUUUCGUUCUCACCACCUCCUGUCCCUUCAUCGCGUUAGGCGGUGCGGACGUCGACCGAUUCCCUCCAGGCCUACUCUCACUCAACCGUCUCCGGUUGACCUCCUGUUGGCGUAAUCUUUCACGUCGUAUCACUCACCCUGUCUCCCGUCUGACCACAGUUCAUCAUGCCCUCCUUACGUCGAACAUUGUCUUCCCCUUCAGUCCGAUCUUCGCCAUACUCCCACUCCUACUCUUCCCUACUGACGAGACAAGGCGGCCAUGGUCCCCGCAGGUCUUCGGGUUCCGAGACAAGCCAGAGGAGAGUGCUGGCUGAUCUUGACUGGUGGAGAGUUCAGGAAGGUCAGAGGGAACUGCGCGGCUUACCCCCGCUCGCGCAGCCUGUCGACGCGCCUGAGGACACUCAGCACGAUGAGACCGAGGCAGAGCCCGCUCAGUCGGUCCCUCUCAUGACUGACGUGCCCCUAUGGCAGCCUGCACCUGGUUCAGGAGGUGCAAUGCAUGAGAGUGAAUUGAAUUUGUUCUCGUCUGUUAUUAGUGGUGAGAGUCCGAGUGUGAGCAACGUCUCAAAGUCUCUCUCGCCGCAAUUCGCUGCGCUUUCCAUUUCCUCGCGCAUACAUGGUCAUCGCAGAUUGAUCUCAUCAUCUGAGUCCUCAGUCUCUUCGUUGGAGAGCACACCGUCAUCCAUCCAGGCUUCACUUUGCCCCAUGUCGGACAUGGGCUUCGGUGACAUCGUCCCCCACAUUUCAGACGAUGAUGACGCGUUGUUUACGCCUUCUAUUCCGCGUUCGUUGACUCGUCGAUUGGCUCCUGUGGGCCGCUCCGUCAGCUACUCGUAUAUCGAGUCGGAGCUAUCGCGCCCGAGGGAAUGCCAGUUUGAGGACAUAUUUGACGAUGCAUUCGAUAACGAAUUCUUUGCUCAGACUAGGACCGAUGUAGAUGAUCUCUUCAACUGAACGAUCAUCUGCGAGUUGUGGUGGACAAGAGGAACCCCCCUCACUCAUGCAAAACCGCGUUUUGACGCGUCUUUCCCACUUCUCUUUAUCCUUACGACCUUGGAUGACCUUUAGAAGCCUGCACGCCCAUCUAUCUGCGCAUCUCCAAAUAGCCACACGUGUUUAUGACUGCCCACAGCUUGCACAAAGUCGGUAUCCAUCUAUCAAGUUGCUUAAAGACCCUCCACCUUAUCCUCAUUGAUUGGCUCAUCAUCCUCCUUCCCCCCCCUUUGGCAUCCCAGGUUCUACACUAUCGUCUGUUCCCCUCAAGAUCCGACACCCAUGACCCGCGUCGGUACUCCGUAUUCAGCCCCCAUCAAGCUUCUUCGUCCACUAUCACCACCCAGUACUCGGCGCCUCCACGCCCGUGCCCGGACAAGCGGCGUGCGCCCAUCACUCUACCAUUUUACUCUACCGUGCUUGUUGUCAGAUCUAGCCUCGUUUCCCCUCUCAUCUCAUUUACACCAUAUGCUUCUCCCGAUUCUCGCAUCGUGAUAGGGGUCAUCCUCUUCCUCCUAUCUCGUUUCUCUGGCCGUUUCAUCAUCCUUUGCAUCUUGUAUUCCCCCCUUGUCUUCAUGAUUCCCUGACGAUUCCAAUGCCCCAGUUGUCUCGCUUGCUGUGCCUUCCAUGAGUUCACUACCAUCCACUUGGUCCACUUUCACCACUGUUAGAGCAUAGAGCAUGAGAUUGUCUUGUCUCAGGCUCUCUGCCAUGCAAUGUAUGUCGGCGCACGUUGUUUCCGACAUAGGUUCAUGCAGACCGGGUCAACUGGGCAUUGAACGAAAAUCACGGACUAUUUUACACCUUCCACCCUUAACGCCUAGACGGUCUUGCAUGAGUUCCUUGUACCAUACUUGACGCCGCAUUUCACGCUUCCAUAACGUCCACCUUUUGACGUCCUCAUACGCCUCAUUCCCUUUUUACCCUUACCCUUACCCUUCAUCUACACUUGUUUUACUACGUCUUGCACUACCACCUUCUUCCCUUCCACCUUCUGAUUUACGUUUCACAGCAUGAUUCACGACGUGUACCGUGUACGAUUCCGUGUGACGACGUACGUCCACCCUCCACGAUUGUUCUUGUACUUGUGAUUUUUGCAACGUCGUCUUGUACCACUAAAACCCUUGAACGUACGUUUGCACCCC
This is a messenger RNA of Somion occarium, 2205 nucleotides long. The record is from the annotation of a GenBank genome assembly. NCBI's taxonomy places the organism in Eukaryota, Fungi, Basidiomycota, Agaricomycetes, Polyporales, Cerrenaceae.